UCAAGUCACAGAUCUGCAGUUGUAAGUACAAAGUUAAUCUCAAGUGAUAAAACGAAGACUACUAUCGCUAUAAAAGAGUCGGCACACAAAUAAAUACAACAUUCUGUCUGCGACACUUCAGAUAACAGUUAAUACUACAAUUAUAAACGUAAAUACAGAUUAUGAAUACUGCAAGGUAGCAGACAAUUAAACAAAAGAACAAUACACACAAACAAAAAUGGAUACAGAAUCAAAUAACAAAAAAGCACCGAAGGACGAGAAGAUGGAAAAGCAACCAGAGGCAGACAAAAUGGUGAAGGCGAUAGGGGACUUUGGCAAAUGGCAGGUGAUGCUGUUGCUGCUAAUAGUGGCACCCACAAAGAUCUCAUCAGCGUGGCAGCAACUAGGCAUAGUGUUCUUGGCUCCGGCUACCACCUUCAUGUGCACAGAAACAAAUCUUUCAGACAGUAUACAAAUAUCCACGUGUUAUAGUGAUUGUGCUAAUUAUGAGUAUUACUCGGAGUUUGAGAAUACUAUAAUUUCGGAGUUUGGGCUGAUCUGCGAUAGAGCGUGGAUGGCCAAUUUCACGCAGACCAUGUGCAUGUUUGGUGUGCUGAUCGGCAGUAUUGUUUUUGGAUUUGUUGCUGAUAGGUUUGGCAGACGUCCAGCAUUACUAAUAGCAUGCAUGCUACAACUUGUAACCACUGUUGUGGAGGCCUUCUGCUAUAACUACUGGCUAUUCACCACCGUACGAUUCUUCAUUGGCGUGUCUACAGCAGGAACAAUCCUAAGCUCCUUUAUUCUGAUCAUGGAAGUCAUCGGGCCUCUGAGGAGAGAGUUCAUGAACUGCCUCUGUGCCCUUCCAAUGCCAGUCGGUCAGAUGCUGAUGCCACUCUUCGCUUAUUACUUGAGAACUUGGAACCAGUUCUGCUUGGGUGUUGGUGUUCCACAUGUAUUGUACUUGAUAUACUUCUUCAUGUUACCCGAAUCUCCGAGGUGGUUGAUUUCCGUUGGCAGAAUUGAAGAAGCUAGUAAAGUGAUGACUCAGGCAGCGAGAUGGAAUAACCUGCCAUCAGGCAAUAUGUUAGAUGUGGCGAAGAGUAUGGCAAGUGAGAAGGUGAACUCAAACGAACCCAUACGCAAGGCUACCUACUUAGACCUGCUUAAGACGCGGUUACUCAGGAUAAAUAUCUUCUGCUCGUGCACUAUCUGGUUCGUUCUUGGAAUCAGUUAUUACGGCAGUAACCAAUACAUCGGACAGACGAGCUCCAAUGUUUUCGUCACCGUUGCUUUAGCUGGAGUUUUGCAGUUCCCUGGUAUCUUGCUGAGCGGGUUCCUGUGCAAAUACUUCGGCAGAAAGAUCACCAUGAUCAGCUUCUUCGUCGUCUGUGGUGGGAGCAAUGCGUUCCUCGUGGUACCUGAAGACUGGUUCGCUGUGAGACUAACUAUGGGAGCCAUAGGUGUAGGCUGUGCUUCUGGUGCCUUUGCUACUAUGUACAUGUACACCUCCGAGCUGUUCCCAACUGUAGCCCGAAACAUGGCUAUGGGAGCUUCAUCCACGGUAUCCAGAGUAGGAUCUAUGUUAGCCCCCUAUGUGGCUGGCAUGACCGUCAUAGCCGCGUGGCUACCACCAGUGGCUUUCGCUGUAGUACCUAUACUAGGAGCGAUCACUUGUUUCUUUUUACCAGAAACCAGAGGUCAGAAACUAUCUGAUCAUUUGUCGUAGACUCAAGAACUGUAUCUGAUAUUAUUGCUGUCAUAUUGAUUGAUGUCUGUUUAUUGUCUGUGUUUAAGUAUUUUAGUAUUUAUUGCUUCUUCGUUAAGAUAAGGACGUGAUAUUUUUGUAACUGUCAUUUUAUACUUUAGGUUCGACUUUAAUUAAGUUAUGUAUAAAUAAAUAAAGUCCCUUUUGUAAACAACAA
This is a messenger RNA of Helicoverpa armigera (cotton bollworm), 1901 nucleotides long. RefSeq names its product solute carrier family 22 member 13. Gene Ontology annotation, molecular function: transmembrane transporter activity. The transcript is spliced from 5 exons. Gene Ontology annotation, biological process: transmembrane transport. Bases 218 to 1705 code for a protein of 495 amino acids. The record is from RefSeq and is a predicted model, not a curated record. Gene Ontology annotation, cellular component: membrane. NCBI's taxonomy places the organism in Eukaryota, Metazoa, Arthropoda, Insecta, Lepidoptera, Noctuidae.